This is a messenger RNA of Penicillium argentinense, 741 nucleotides long. Its product is annotated as EXPERA domain-containing protein. The record is from RefSeq and is a predicted model, not a curated record. NCBI's taxonomy places the organism in Eukaryota, Fungi, Ascomycota, Eurotiomycetes, Eurotiales, Aspergillaceae. Gene Ontology annotation, molecular function: cholestenol delta-isomerase activity. The transcript has a single exon. Gene Ontology annotation, biological process: sterol metabolic process. The coding region runs from base 1 to 741 and encodes 246 amino acids. Gene Ontology annotation, cellular component: endoplasmic reticulum; membrane.
AUGGCGUCCAGCGCAUCCUUCACCCUGGACGUGCCGACGCUGCUCUGCAUCGCGUUCUCGCUGUCAUUCAUGCCAAUCGCCUACCUCCUCAGCAAAGCCCUCAUCCCCGCCUCACAAACGCGAAACCGAAUUCUCUUCUUCUGGCACGCUUACGACGCCCUCACACACCUCUUCAUCGAAGGCUCCUUCCUCUACGAAUGCUUCUUCAGCUAUGCGACCAUCGCGGGAAUCCACAACACCGAGCCGUUCUUCCUGAACCAACGCGACCGCAUCUACGGCCCGGCCUACGGUACUGGCCCCAGCGCGCGUCUCUGGCAGGAAUACGCUAAGGCAGACCGCCGAUGGGCUGGCGCCGAUGUCACCGUCGUCUCGCUGGAGCUCCUGACGGUUUUCCUGGGUGGUCCCGCUGCGCUGUACAUCUGCUACCUGCUGUGCCGGUCGUCGAAUGAGAAUAUCACGCCCCGAGCGCGUGGAUCGGCGAAGGCUACUCUCUGGGCGGUUGCGCUUUCGCUGGCCGUAUGCGAGCUUUACGGUGGAUUUAUGACUUUUGCUCCUGAGUGGUUGACCGGAAGCUCUCAGCUGGCUACUGAGGACCCUGUUUACCUGUGGUUCUACUUGUUUUUCUUCAAUACGCUGUGGGUCUGGGUUCCUUUGUGGGUGAUUUGGGAAGCCGGCAAGGAAUUGCAUGCUGCCUUUGUCACCAAGGAAGAAGUUCAGACCUCGGCGCGGAAAUUUCGGUAA